Toxoplasma gondii ME49 is the source of this 4782-nucleotide messenger RNA. RefSeq lists its product as hypothetical. The coding region runs from base 1 to 4782 and encodes 1593 amino acids. Lineage: Eukaryota; Apicomplexa; Conoidasida; Eucoccidiorida; Sarcocystidae. The transcript has 8 exons. The record is from RefSeq and is a predicted model, not a curated record.
AUGGAAACGGGAGGAAAACAACGGUUUAUGUGUGCUGGCACGGACGCGGGCCGAAUUCCAAAGCGCUGCGGCCGACUACGUACGUACCUGGAAAAAUUGUCUCUUCUGGGAUGUUGCAAGGGAAGAUGCAAUGGAGGCGACACACAGGAACGGCGAGAGGUGCUAAACCGCAGAUUUUGGGAUGCCCGCGUUACGAUGCUGUGGGCUUGUGUUCGUCGGUGUGCUGCGAAUUUAAGAAAGACAUGGUGGCCUAGACUGAAUCGUGGUGUCCGUAUUGGAGCUAUCACCACGCUCUCACUACAUCUUUCUGUCUGUAAAACACUACCGUUGCUUGGUGGUAUUCCAGGGCAAGACUGGUGUAUCAAUACCUACUCUUUGGCCUCAACGUCAUUACCAGAGCAAUCCGGAGCAUCAGUUUCGUGUUUUUGGGUGUGGGUUUUCACUCUAGCAUGUAUCGCUCUUAUUACCUUCAUUCUUUUCCCUGUUCUGAGUUUCGGCGCCGCUCUGGGCCGCUCUAUGUGUCUGCUCGUUUUCCUUGUCAUCCUUUCGUGGCUCUCGGUCAUGCGCCUGCCCAUGACAUACAAAGUCUCUCCCUUCGUCACUGACGUCAAUACGUAUAGCAUGACUGGCUUUGCAUACGUAUACAUCCCCUAUACUGCAGCCGCCCUCAUCUUGGCUCAGCAGCAUCGUGCCUUUGAUACGGAUCUCUACACUGGUUUGAAAUAUAUCGGCGACUACAGCUUAGGUAUUCUGACAGCUUCCCUCGUUGGGUGGGCACUUUUCGCGCUUCAGGUGGCUCUGCCACCUUGGAGCAGCCAGCGACAGAACGUGCGCCUAGAGUUAAGUAGGAUAAUGUGUGAUGUGCGCGACAAUCUGUCCAACAUCUCCCACGUCUUCGGCGAACUGCGUCAGUGCCUCUUGAUGAAAGAAGGCGACGAUUCAGAAAAGAGCUACGAGAAGCUUAAAGCGACUUCGCAGGCAUUGCAAGAGAGUUGUCAAAGCAUGUACCGAGCAAUUGGCAGGCAGACGAGUCUCCGUGUUGCCAUCGUUGCCAGCAGUACGGAGCCGUAUUUCAUGUAUCCGGGUCCUGGGGUAUUCCUUUUUCCGUUUUUUGCACGCUGCUUCGAGGUCCUAAUCCACAAUUGCAUGACCAUAAUUACUCUCUCUCGAAACAUUCAUAUCAUAUGUCAGGAUCUUGUCCAGGUGCGUGUGGGGGGUCACGAUACUCUAGCAGAGAUCUUACACCGAACGGAGCCGCUUCUGGACACUACGGUUAAUGCGUACACAUUGUGUGCGGCCCUUGUUCUUGUUCGUCCGUCUUCUUUCAAGCGGGCAGCGUUUCAAGAAAGGAUCCAUAGUGGACUGGAGCUCCUCGCCGAUAUUGAUAAGAACGUCGGGGAGACCUUCAACGUUUUGCGUUCUCCAAGCAUGCAGCUUACUACAAGGCAGCAAACCAUUUGCGACGAUGUUUCUGUUUGCCUUCGGAGGCUCGUCAGUCGCGCUUCUUUCUGCAGCAAUGCGAGCGCUAUGUCCGACCAAAGUGCGGCAUUGUCUUCUUUCUCCGUCAGCAUGCCGAACUCGUUUGCGGAGCCAUUGUUCGCAAGUCAUGCGGCGCCCCUGCACACAGGAACUACAGACCAUGCAUCACAAGCUUCUGGCAGCCUCUUCGUGCCGCAGAUUGUGGACUAUCGUGCAGCCAAUGCAUCUGCAGGUGCCGUGUUUCGCAUGGAUGCUCCUGCCGCUGUUAACUCAGGCGUUUCCUCCCAGGCAUUUUCGUCUCCUAUGCCGGCUAGCGUGCCCGUUUCUGUGACUGGGAAGCGAUGUCUGAGAGGCAGCGAUGCCACAGCUGGCAGGCGCAGAUCGUCUAGCAGCUCUAUCUACCAAUCAAUACCCAGUCCGCGCGAACACGUAAAUGACGCUGGUCUGGCCAGCGAGGAUGAUCCGCAUUUUAAUGGUACUCACCGUUUUGCUGAAGCGCCCCAACAAGGAAACGGACUGCCGCAGACAUGGGAAACACAACGAGAUGAGACUUCCUCCGGGAGGUGGCGGGAAGCCAGACUUUCAUUUGCAGAUCAAUUCGUGCCUGGUUUGCCAGAGCCUGAUCUGCUGCUGCCCGAACAUGAUGUGACGGCGGAUGUGCCAUACCCCGACCUGCAGCAAGUGGGGCUGGAAGACAGUGGUAAUGCUUUCAUCAGCCGACAUGUGAAACCGAGUACGAGUGGAAGUUUCCGAGUAAAUCACAGUGAUGUGGGAAGACCAUCAAUGUCAGCCACCAGCCAAAAGAGCUAUCGCUCUGGAAAUUGUAGCAGGCGUGGAGCUAUGUCUCCAUCGGUGCUGAGCAGCACCUCACUCGCGGAUGCCAAUGCCGUUUUGAAGGACAUUUGCGGCGGUGGUGAAGGCUUUGAUGCUGGCAGUGAGGUCGGAAGCCAUCGAAGUUCAUCGACUCCUCGGUCUCCGGACGACCAUGACGACGCCGCAUGUAAACUCCCCGAGCCGGAAACGAGCAAAUAUUCAGCUCGAGUAUCCGACCGGAAGAACGAAGAUAUUUUGCAAAAAACCGCUGAGGCAAACGGAGACAUCGGCUGGCCGUGGCUAGACGAGCGUUCUCCGUGGACACUUGCACGUCAAACUUUAGAUCAGCCUGAAUAUGUCGACGUGUCGAGGACGAAUCGAGGCUUGGGUGAAGCGACAGAGAAACUGCGGCAGGAGAUGAGGCUCUCAAAGUUGAUCGUGUCGCUGUAUCAGAUCUGUGCAUUCGAUACGCAAGAGCUGUGCAGCACGGUUAGGGGAGUGUGCAUUGCGGUCAUGACUCCGUCAUGGCAAGGCGCUCGGCAGAAUCUGAAGAUGAUGACGCUGUCUCUAGGAAUGGUAUUUGUCCAACUGUUUGUCGGCCUGCGAGGCCUCAUGCGCCCAGAUAAAUGGAAAUGGAAGGGCAACGAUGCGUUUUAUUGCAAUGUCGAGAUCGUUCACUGUGUCAAGCUCAUUGGUGGACUUGGCUUCCUAUUUGGAUGCUGCCUAUUCUAUGGAAAGCAGAUCGACCACUUUCUAGGAGGUCUGGCGGUGACUCAGGGUCCGCAUACCGCAAAACAAUGGGUCAUUCUCGGUUUCCUGUGUGCGCACAGUUUCACGUAUGAGGGCAGUACGAAUAAAGGACUAAAGCGCGCGGUGGGAACCAUGCUGGGUGGCCUCGCCGUGGAGCUUGCUUUGGUGGCAACAACAAAUUACCUGGCGAUUUUAGCUUUCGUAUUCGUUUCGAUCACUCUGGCAGUGUUCAUUUUCGCAAGCCCGACCGACCCUGCAAGCGAGUAUGACCGCGAGUUUGGAUAUAUCGGUCAGGUCUUCAUUUGGACAAUCACUUUCGUCCUUUCUGUGAUAUGGACCUAUGAAGGCACCAUUCCGUACCCAAAGCUACGAGACACUGUGGUGCGCAGUCGCGUGACCGGCAACCUCGUAGGUAUUGGCUUUUCGGUGAUCAUUAGUUACGUCCCUCCGGCCUUCAGCGCGGAAACAUGUGCACGAACACACUGCGCCACGCUUCUAAAAACAUGCCGUCGAUGCACAUUUCUACUAAAUGCAGCGUUUUUGAGUCUCACACAAGUGCCCGAUCCCAGCGAAUCAGGCAACGCCGAAAGCGGUGCAACUGGUUGCAGUUUGGCGUACUCUAAGAGCACUGACUCAUCGUUUCCGUGUAAUCCGCCGUCCCCCAUUACAGCGCCGAACAGAACGUUCCAAUGGGCCAGGUUCUGGAAAUUCGGGUGUCGGGGCAAGCGCCUUAGCAAACACGAGUGGCAUCGACGACGCCGACGACAAACGAAACGGACAGGACUUCCCGAGUUUCAUGACUUCAUUCUUCAAGCAGAGGAGCUGCUACGACAUCAUUCGACCCGCCUGCUUGUAGUCGGUCGCAUGCUGUACGAAGAGGGAGCCUCCAGUCCACAUUCGCCGUUCUGGAGAGUAGACCCUGGUGUGGGGGAAAUCAUGAAUAAAGUCGAAUAUUUGAUCAUGGCUGUGGUGGAUACGGUAGACAACUUAUGCCACCUGGCACUCACUUCCGACCCGGGGCUCGCGUUAUUUUUAAAUGGAGGUCAACCAGAAGGCGGCACCUCGUGGCUGAGUGUGGUGCAGGAGGACCGGCGCAACUGGGGAGUCCUUCUUCGCUGCCGGUCAGGCAAAGCCUUACAACUGAAUCUUUUUCGGAUGAUAAAGGCGCAGUCAAGAUGUUUUAUCUGGCUUGCCAAGGAAAUCACCGCUGCUAUGCUGAAUCCUGUUGACAGAGCUAUAUCCUUCGACUGGUGUCAGUUCCAUGCGACGGUUCCGCGGAAGUAUCUGCUAGCUGCGCAGGGAUAUGCUCGUGCACGAUUCAGAGUCGAGCGUUACAACAGCCGCAUCUACGAGUGUUUGACACUUUGCGGAAAGGAACUUCAAGAGGCAGGCGCAUUUAAAAUGGACGAAUGGAAGACUGCAAUUUUCAGCGUCCUCCUCAUCGUGGAGAAAUGCGACAAUAGGACGUACUUUAUGGAUGAGCUGCACAGGUUUCAGGCGACGAGUGUAUACCGGACAGUGUACGGGGAAAACAACCCCGACGCAGCGCGGCAAUUGGUUGGCUCAGCAUCCUUCUUUGACUACCUCAGCAGUCUCGGAAGCGGCAGCGUGUACCAGCAUCAGGCAGCGAGGAGUCACACUCUCAGCCACGGUCGGUCCUCGGAAAACUCGACUCUACGGUAUUUGGAGAAGACAUUGGCCUCUGGAAGAUCGGUAGAGCUUCCGUCACAACUACAGUAA